AAGGUUGUUCUUCAGCUAAACGAGUUAAAAGAGAUGUAUGGAAGGCAUCUUGUGGCUUAUGUGUGGGAGUAGGCAGUUUUAGCGAUCCACCGGAAGUUCCAGGCCUGGCACAUUUCGUUCAGCACAUGGUUGUUAUGGAAUCCGAAAAAUAUCCAAAUGAAAACGAUUUUAAAGGAUUUAUCAGUCUCAAUGGUGGCACUACUUACGCCGCAACAGAUUGCGAGCAUACAAGAUUUUACUUUGAUAUUCCGGAUGCACAGUUGUUGUCAGCUCUCAUUCCUUUUAGUGUAACUUUCAAUAAAAAAAUUCCGAUUAAGAAAGAAGCUGUCACGCGGGAGCGAGAGGUCAUACAAAAGGAAUUUCAGUUGGGUUUAUCUAGUGACAAAAAUAGAAAGGAACUAUUACUGUCUUUUAUUGCUCGAACUGGUCAUCCAGCCAGUAAGUUUCUUCGGGGCAAUUCCAUAGCUUUAAACAAUGAUAUAGAUGAUGACAAGUUAUACGAAGCACUGCACAUUUUCAGAGAACGUCAUUAUAGCCCUCACAGAAUGACGCUAGCUAUACAGGCGAGAUUACCGCUAGAUACAUUGGCAGAGUAUGUCCAAAUCUGCUUUAGUGAUUUACAAAGUAAUUGCGAGCCUUCCGAUAAUUUCGCCGAAUUUAAAGACGGCGAUUCAUUUGAUACCGACGGUUUCCAAAGAAUGUUUAAACAGAUUAAGCCCAUGAAAGAUAUCAUGCAACUACAUGUAACGUGGGCUUUGCCUUCACUACUUAAUUUGUACAGAAGUAAACCAAGUAAAUAUAUUUCGUGGAUUAUUGAACAUAAAGGAAGUGGUUCUUUAACUAGUUAUCUACGUAAAAAAAAGUGGGGCCUUGAUGUAUUUUGUGGUAACUGUGGUAACGAUAAUGGUUUCGGAAACAAUUCUAUGUAUGUUUUAUUCGAGAUUGUAGUAGAACUCACCCAAGAAGGAGCAAUACAUCGGCAAGACGUUCUAGAUGCAAUAUUUUCCUUUAUAAAAUUAGUAAAAAGUACGGGUCCACAAGAAAGUAUUUAUACUGAACUUUAUAAGAUUGGAAAUAAUAAUUUCAGAUUUUUUAGUAAGCAUGAUGAUGUGUUUGAUUUAUGUAUGAGUAUGCAUUUUUAUCAGCCAUGUGAUUAUCUAACCGGAAAGCAUCUUUAUUUCGAGUAUAACCCAGAAGCUGUACAAAAAUGUUUGGAUUUUUUGGUGCCAGAGACGGCGAUGAUCAUGAUUUUUAACUAUGAUUAUAAAUUACAUAUAGUCGAGCCGGAUUUCAAAAUUAAUUAUAGAGAUAUAUCGUUACCAAAGGAAUUUAUCGAACGCUGGAAAUCUAUCGAGCCAUUAUCUGAUUUUCAAUUACCAUUACGCAAUGAAUUUCUUACCAAUAAUUUCUCUAUCUUACCGGUAUCAGCAGAAGCUCCGAAAUAUCCUGUGAAAAUACAUCAUGAUUGUAUGUCGGAGAUUUGGUUUUGCCCGAAGUUUCAUUGGCCGAUGUGUCAUAUAAAUCUUCAUAUUAUUGCUUUCCUAAAUGGUCCAGUACCAAGGAAUGCCGUUAACCUGCAAUUGUACUGUAAUGUAUUAAAAUAUCUAUCGCUCGAAGAAUUACACCCGGCUGUAACGGCUGGGUUUGCUUACAAGAUCGAUGUCAAUGAAGCAGGUACAGGUAUUACAAUACAAACAAGCGGAUUUAACGAACAUCUGUCAUCCUGGUUGAUGAAUAUUGCAAACUAUUUAGUGGGUCUAGUCCCUAUUUCGAAGGACUUGUUUAAAAUUAUUAAAAUGCAACAAUUCAAGAAAUAUUACAACAAAUUUACAGAACCGGAGAAGUUCAUCGAAGAUGUGAAAUUAUGGAUACUAAAGUGGGACAGCUAUACACAUGUUAACAAAUACAAUUCCCUACGUCUAUGUAGUUAUGAAAGCUUCCAAAACUUUGUAAAAUCAUUCACCAAUAAUCUGUACAUCCAAUGCCUCGCAGAAGGCAACGUAACGAAAGACUUUACGAUCAAUAUCAUACAAGAAUUUAUCCAAAAAAUUAACUAUAAUUCCUUGAAAAAUAGGACGUUUUUUGUUUACGGCAAUAAGAUACCCCGACACACAUCUUAUUUAAAAUUAAAAAAUAUUAACCGAACUGAUUCAAACUCGAUAGUGACAAAUUAUUAUCAAGUCGAUUCUGCAACAAUUGAAUUAUCGGUGUUAAUCCAGCUGAUGCUCAUGCUAAUGAAAGAAUCAUUAAUGAAUCAUAUACGAACCCAAGAAAAGCUUAGUUAUGUUUCGUGCAAAUUUAAUGAUAUCUACGGUGUGUUAGGAUAUUCUAUUACUCUUUGUACUCAGGCAGAUAAAUGCACAACCGAAUACGUUGACCAACAGAUCGAGGAAUUUCUGAAUUCAUUUCGAAUCGUGUUGGAACAGUUCUCAGAAAAGAAAUUAGAUGAUGUCAAAGAAGGUCUGAAAAUUUCAAAGCAACAUGACGAUGCCGAGACUCUGAAAAACAGAGUCAAUAGACACUGGAGUGAGAUUACGAAGCAGCAAUACAUGUUUGACAGAUGUGAAAAGGAAGCGCUUGCAUUAAAGGACAUAAAUAUCAAUAAGCUGAAACAAUUUUUUAGAAGGCACACACUGGACGGAAGUAGUUUCAGAAAAUUGAGUGUACAUGUGGUAGGAACACCAAAGGAAGUUACAGUCAAUGCAGAGAAUCGAAGGCGAUAUUAUUCUAUUGAGGAAUUGAUAAUUAACGAUUCGCAGUACAAUACUGCUACAGAUCAUCAUAUUACUGACAUAAACCAUUACAAAUUUAUUAGUUGUAGUCGGUUAGUACGUUCAUAUUAUAAGUGA
This is a messenger RNA of Trachymyrmex cornetzi, 2849 nucleotides long. RefSeq names its product nardilysin. The record is from RefSeq and is a predicted model, not a curated record. The transcript has 12 exons. Lineage: Eukaryota; Metazoa; Arthropoda; Insecta; Hymenoptera; Formicidae. The coding region runs from base 126 to 2849 and encodes 907 amino acids. Gene Ontology annotation, molecular function: metal ion binding.